Syngnathus acus (greater pipefish) is the source of this 1289-nucleotide messenger RNA. RefSeq names its product decapping enzyme, scavenger (gene dcps). Gene Ontology annotation, molecular function: RNA 7-methylguanosine cap binding; hydrolase activity. Gene Ontology annotation, cellular component: nucleus; P-body. Lineage: Eukaryota; Metazoa; Chordata; Actinopteri; Syngnathiformes; Syngnathidae. Gene Ontology annotation, biological process: deadenylation-dependent decapping of nuclear-transcribed mRNA. Bases 39 to 1031 code for a protein of 330 amino acids. The record is from RefSeq and is a predicted model, not a curated record. The transcript is spliced from 6 exons.
CAUUAACUAUCUUUGGCGGUGCGGAAGUAGCGUCAAACAUGGCGGACAUUUCAACUAACCGUGAAAAUAAUCCCGAAGCAUUCGAUGAAUUUACUCAAAGAACCAAAAAGACAAAAACAAACCACGGAGAUGAGCAAGGAGAGAAUGGAAGGGAAUCGGAAAAAAAUGUCCUGUCAGGUUUUCAAACUACUACCGUGUUGAGUGAUUCUGCCAGGGAGAAAACCAUCUUCGUCCACGGAAAGCUUGCUGACCAGAAUGCUGUAGUCAUCCUGGAGAAGACUCCCAUCAGAGAAGAUUCUCUGUCUGAAAUAUUUGCUGCUUCCACCCUGGAGUUAGAUAUGAGGAAUGACAUCUACUGCACCUACCGUCUCCGGUCUCCACCUCACCUUAACGAGAUGAAGGCGACUGUGGUGUGUCCAGCCACCGAGAAGCAUGUGCAGAAAUACCAGCGUCAGGAGAGCUUCUUGGUGGAGGAGACAACAGAUGACUACCAGUCCAUCACUCUUCCUUUCAUCCAAAAGCAGAGUUUUAGUGUGCAGUGGGUAUACAACAUCCUGGAGAAGAAGGCUGAGUCUGAGCGCAUAGUGUUUGAAGAUCCAGACCCAAAGCUUGGGUUUGUCCUCCUCCCGGAUUUCAAAUGGGAUCAAAAACAGACUGAUAAUUUGUACCUGAUUGCCAUCACACAUCAGAGAAACAUCAAAAGUCUGAGGGAUCUGACAUCAGAGCACAUCCCACUCCUUCAAAACAUUUUCCAGAAAGGAAAGGAGGCCAUCCAGCAGCACUACAGCCUUCCAGGCAGCAAACUGAGAGUCUACUUGCACUACCAGCCAUCUUACUACCACCUUCAUGUCCACUUCACCAAACUUGGCUACGAUGUGCCAGGUUGUGGUGUGGAGCGAGCCCACCUCCUCACAGAUGUCAUCCAGAACCUUCAAUCAGACCCACACUACUACAAAACCAGAACUCUCUCGUUCCCCCUCCGGGCAGAUGAUGGAUUGCUCGCUCAGUUUAAGGAAGCCGGGAAGUUAUAAUGUUCCAGCUGCAGAUGGAAAAAGGUGCUUUUGAGUCCAUUUUUGUACAUUGGUCGUUUGGUUUGAUUACGGCGAGACUCAUUCCAAAGUCUUGACAGCAGUUGUGAUUACAUUCUGUUAGCUCAUACGUGAGUGUGUAGCUUUUAGCUGAAAGCAUUUGUUUUAAUGUAGGAAUUUUAGGGUGGAUUGAUCAUGUGGUACAACCUAAAUCAUUGAAUAAACAAACGGCUUUUGUGCCUGUUUUUUAUAUACACAGUC